Leishmania major strain Friedlin is the source of this 489-nucleotide messenger RNA. RefSeq lists its product as hypothetical. The record is from RefSeq and is a predicted model, not a curated record. NCBI's taxonomy places the organism in Eukaryota, Euglenozoa, Kinetoplastea, Trypanosomatida, Trypanosomatidae. The coding region runs from base 1 to 489 and encodes 162 amino acids. The transcript has a single exon.
AUGCCAGAGAAUAUCCGCUACCGCUUCUUCUUCAAGGGAAAGAGCUACUUGAUUCCGAAGGACUACAUCGACAAUGAGCACCCUGGUGGAAGCUAUGAAAUCAUGCCCUACGUCGACAAGGACAUGACGGAUGCAUUUGAGGACGUCGAUCACUCGCUGAAUGCCGUCGAAAUGCUCGAGGAGUGGUUGGAUGAAGAGUAUGACCUUGCCAUCCCGCCUGACUCGACCGCGGUGGCUUCUCCGGCGCAGGAGGGCGCAAAGACAGCGGGACCAGUCACGGAGGCGUCACCGCGAGCGGCUGCAGCUACCCCCGCAGUGCCUAUAGCAGCACCAACAGUCUCGACGGCACCGGCGGCUACCGCACCAGCGACCGCUAGCGAGCCCUCGACGCCGAAACUGUUCGUGCCUGCCGUGGCCACUGCUGCCGCAGUGGCUGUUUUGAUGGCGUCUAUUGCACUUGUGUACGUUGGAGUCCCCAAGAGGAGGUGA